CAGGCCUGAUCAGGGCAAGGAAGCUUGGUGAGGUCUGAAGGCCUAUGCCGUCAGCUAGGACGCCUGCGCAGUCAGAUGCUCGUGCCCAGGCGCGCUGGGGCGGCGGGAAGCCAGCCUGGACCAGCAAGCUCAGGAUUGCGGGCCCCUAGGCGGGAAAAGAUUCGCGCAUGCGCGGCCCGGAGCUCUGGACUCCGCAGGAUGGGGAAGGGGAGGUGGAGUUUCCAAGAGGGAACUUGACCCGUUAGUAGCCGCGGCUAUGGCGGCGCGCUUGCCGUCUUCAGCGCUCCCUCCGCCCUCAACGCGACAGUUAGGGCCGCGUUCCCCACAUGUUAGGAGGGGAACCUCAGUGCACGCAGACUGCAGCGAGGCCUCGGGUCUGGCCGGCGCUGCGCAGGGGGGCGUCGUGGACCAAGGAGACCAGUCCUGGAGGGGCGAAGAAGGGUGUGGGGGCCGGCGAGGGCCAGGGCGGGUAGCUCCGGCUCAGGCUCCCCUGCUCAGCUUGCUCAUGGGGUCCGAGCGGCUAGAGGGCAUCUCGGUAGAAGAGGCGAUGGUGACGCGGACGCAGCUGCUGGAGGAAGAGCUGAGCAGCGUAAAGGAGGAGCUGGCCCUGUGUCAGGCUGAUAAAGAAUUUGUAUGGUCUUUGUGGAAACGUCUCCAGAUGUCAAAUCCAGAUAUCGCACAAGCAGUCAGUUUGGUUGUAGAAAGAGAAAAACAGAAAUCUGAAGCUAAAGACAGAAAAGUUUUAGAAAUUCUACAAGUGAAGGAUGCUAAAAUACAAGAAUUGGAACAGAGAGAAGCAGGACUAAAACAGGAAGUAAAUGAUCUUGUGAAACGUAAGAUUUUAGUAGAUGAAGAAAAUGCUUUCUUAAGAAAAGAAAUCAGUGAACUGCAGAAGAAAUGGAAAGAUAAAAAUCAAGAAGUUAAGGACACUAAGGAGUGUGUUCAGAAUAAGGAAGAACACAACAGACUGGUUAUAAAAAGCCUGGAGGAGGAAAAUGAAAAAUUAAGUGCCCGCUGUACUGACCUGCUAAAUGACCUGGAGAAACUGAGGAAGCAGGAAGCACAUUGGAGAAAAGAAAAAUGUAGCACUGAUGCAAAAAUAAAGGUUUUUGAAGACAAUUUAAGUGAAGCAAAGAAAGAAAUUGAAGCAUCACAGAGUAAAUAUAAUGCUCUAUCAUUACAGCUAAAUAGUAAACAGACUGAACUCAUUCAGAAGGAUAUGGAUAUUACCCUGGUCAGGAAAGAGUUGCAGGAGCUGCAGAAUCUUUACAAACAGAACAGCGCACACACAGCACAGCAAGCUGAGUUGAUUCAGCAGCUUCAGAUUCUGAACAUGGACACACAAAAAGUAUUGAGGAAUCAGGAAGAUGUCCACACAGCUGAAAGUAUAUCAUAUCAAAAACUCUACAAUGAGUUACACAUUUGUUUUGAAACCACAAAAUCAAGUGAAGCUAUGCUCCGGCAAAGCGUUGUUAGCCUUCAGGAACAACUAUUUCAAAAAGAUCAAGAAAAUGCUAAAUUAAAAGAAAAACUUCAAGAAUCACAAGGAGCACCCUGUCCUUUACCUCAUGAAAAUGAUUCCGAUCAUUCAGAGCAGGUAUCACAACACCCAUCUUUAUCAAGCUUAGAAACCUUAAUGGUCUCACAGAAGUCUGAAAUUGAGUAUUUACAGGAGAAACUGAAAAUAGCAAAUGAAAAACUGUCAGAGAACAUAGCUACCAACAAGAGCUCCUCAGAGAAGAGCAUCUUGACAUGUGCUGAAGGAAAACAUAAGGAACCACCUGUGAAACGUUCAAGGUCUUUGUCCCCAAAGAGCUCUUUCGCAGACUCAGAAGAGCUAAGGAAGCUGAGGAAAGCUGAAAGAAAGAUUGAAAACCUAGAGAAGGAACUACUACUAAAGAGCCAAGAAAAUGAUGAGCUAAGAGAUGCCCAUGAAAAACGCAAGGAAAGGCUACAGAUGUUACAGACCAACUACAGAGCAGUAAAAGAGCAAUUAAAACAGUGGGAAGAAAACAGUGACAUGAUGGAACUCAGGAAGAUAAAGCGAGCAGAUCCCCAACAACUUCGACAAGAGGAUUCUGACGCCGUAUGGAAUGAACUGACUUAUUUCAAAAGGGAGAACCAGGAGCUAAUGAUUGAAAAGAUGAAUCUUCAAGAAGAACUGGACGAACUUAGAGUGUGUGCGUGUAUUGAUAAAGCAACCAUACAAGAGUUGAAUACUUGUAUAGCAGAUAAAAGAGAAGAACAACUCUUUAGAUAUGAUGAAGAAGCUGAGGUCAAGAAGAGUACUUCAGAGAAGAAUGGGAAAGAAAUGUCUGAGCAAACAUUACAAAAGAUCAUUGAAUUGGAAAAUGGGCUAAAAUCUUUUGAGAAAAGAUCAAGAAAAUUAAAAGAAGUGAAUAAAAAAAUAACAAAAGAAAAUGAUUAUCUAAAAUCCAUCUUAAAGCAGCAGCAAGAAGAUUUAGACACUGGCGGAAAAGAGCUGGAGCAGUUACAAAAAAAGAGUAAAGAUGUAGAAAAAGACAAAACUGAACUUCAAGUAAAAAUCAGUGAGCUGGAAAGAGAAGUCACUUCCCUAAGGAGACAAGUGGCAGAAGCUAAUGGGUUGAGAAAUGAAAAUGAAGAGCUGAUGAAUUCAGUGGAGAGCUUGCAGCAUUCAGCAGACAAAGCUAAAACUGAGGUAGCCGCCUCGGAAGUGAGAUCUAGACAAUAUGAUUGUAAGACAACUACUACCAAGGUGAAAUUUAAGGCUGCAAAGAAAAAGUGUUCUGUGGGUCGUUACCACACUGUUCUCAAUCACUCCAUCAAGGUUAAGAGCAAUGUGUUUGAGAACCUCAGCAAGGAUGACUGGGAGGAUAUGAGUGAAAGCAGCAGUGAUUCUGAAACACAGACCUUACGGAACUUGGGAACAAUUAUUGUAGAGACGUCCCAGAAAAUAAGUCCUAAAGAUGGAACAGAACAUAAAGAAACUGAUCCAUCAGAAGAGGGACAAACGCAAGGAAAAGAAAUAGUACAAAUAUAUUCAAAUCUGGAUGACAAGAAGCCAAAGGAAUAUUGUCAUUACAAGAAUACAAAAAAAGUGAAUGCUCAAAGGAAAUAUGGUACUAUUCAAAAGAAUUCAUAUACAGCAAUUCCUAGUAGAGUUAACAGAGAAAAGUGGAAAUGCAUCACUUCCCAGAAAUCAAGUAGCAGUAAUAUUUUAUUACGAGAACGGAUUAUAUCCUUACAACAACAAAACAGUGUACUUCAGAAUGCUAAAAAAAGAGCAGAAUCGUCUGUUAAAGAAUAUAAAGAAGUCAAUGAAAAGCUCCUUCAUCAGCAGCAAAUAUCUGAUCAACGGUUUCAGACAAGCAGACAGACCAUAAAGAAGCUAAAUUUGGAUUUGGCUGGACUUCGGAAAGAAAAGGAAGAUUUACUAAAGAAACUAGAGUCUUCAUCAGACCUCACUAGCUUGGUAGAAGAAGUAUCCAGGGCCACAAUUCCACGCAUACAAGUUUCGUCACUUGGCCCUUCAAGAAGUAUGGAUUUGGAAAUUAAGCAGUUGCAAUGUAAACUAAAGAAUGCAACUAAUGAACUCACAAAACAGUCAUCAAAUCUGAAGUCUCUGAAAUUUGAACUCCUAGCAAAAGAAGAACACAUAAAGGAAAUGCACGAAAAGAUGUCUCGAAUGGAGAGAGAUAUAACCAUGAAGAGACAUUUGAUAGAGGACUUGAAGUUUCGCCAGAAAGUAAAUUUAGAAAGUAGUGAGAGUGCUAAUGAAAUGUUAGAAAAUCUUGAAAAAAAGGUGAAGACAUUAAAUGAAGAAUGUUCCAACAAGAAGGUAUCAAUUGAUUCCCUAAAGCAAAGACUUAGUGUUGCCAUAAAAGAAAAGUCACAGUAUGAGCAGAUGUAUCAGAAAACUAAAGAAGAAUUAGAAAAAAAGGAUCUCAGACUUACUCAUCUAUUAUCAAAAGUAAAUGAGACUGAAUCAGUAAUAACAGAAAUUGAAACAGCAGCAUCAAAACAUCUCCAAGGAUUAGCGCUACAAAGUGAGCAGGCCCUAGAAGGUGCACAAAAAAAAUUGCUGUUAGCCAAUGAAAAAAUUGAAGAAUUCACCUCCUUUGUAAAGGCUUUGGUCAAAGAGUUACAAAAUGAUGUUCAAGUGAUAAGACGGCAUAUCAGGGAACUUAAAAAAAUGCAGAAAACCAAGGAUGCUUGUAAAACCUCAACUCAUAAAGCCCAGACCUUGGCAGCUUCUAUCCUGAAUCUUUCACAGUCAGAUCUAGAAGAAAUAUUGGACACUGAAGAUGAAGUGGAGACAAAAAAAAUAAAGAUAGAUGCUGAACAUGACAAGGAAUGGCUGUUGUUCAUUCAAAAACUUCUUGAAGGACAGGUUCCUUUUGCCACAUAUUUACUAGAAGCAGUACUGGAGAAAAUAAAUGAAAAAAAGAAACUAGAUGAAAAAUAUUUCACAAUUAUGAAGGAUAUUAGAUGAUGUUACAAUGGAGAAGUUACUUUUCAAUUGUGAAAACUUUUUAUGUGAUGUGACUGGAAAACAUGCGUUACAAUCCUGAUACAGUAUCUGCUCCAGCUAUCAAUAGUCAGGUUCAAUACUAAAAUAAGAAAACUCUGAAGCUAAUUAAUUGCUGAACAAGAGAAACAAAUUAAAUGCAUAUCCAUUUGAGAGGAAAUAGUGUAGCAUUUGACUGUUGGAUAGAAAUAUUGCCACAAAUCAAUGCAAAUUUAAAAAUGAUUUUCCUUCCAAUGCACUAGAUAAAAUUAGAACAAGUUUGGUGCACAUAUCUAAGUCCAAAUGUAGAAAUAAAAAAUAUAUAAACUGAGGAUUUAAUGUUUUAAGUUUUAUAAAGAAAGAAACUCUUUUUUUUUUUUUUUUACAGAAAACAUCUAUGUGAUCUUAAAUAAUCCAGUGACCAGCACAUUUGUAUAUUGUAAGCAAAGAUAAAAUUGACCAUCAGGAUUUAUGGAACAGAAUUUUAUAAAAUAAAGUAUGUAGUCCCCUUGUAUUUGUUCUCAAGUACUGGAGGAUAUAAGAUACUGUAUUUUCUUAAAAGCUUUUUGAUAAAAAUAAAAAGCAUUUUCUCCUCUU
Messenger RNA from Erinaceus europaeus (western European hedgehog), 5086 nucleotides. RefSeq names its product centlein (gene CNTLN). Lineage: Eukaryota; Metazoa; Chordata; Mammalia; Eulipotyphla; Erinaceidae. Gene Ontology annotation, biological process: protein localization to organelle; centriole-centriole cohesion. The transcript is spliced from 26 exons. The coding region runs from base 257 to 4474 and encodes 1405 amino acids. The record is from RefSeq and is a predicted model, not a curated record. Gene Ontology annotation, cellular component: centriole; centrosome.